Molecule: messenger RNA, 1056 nt
Organism: Cynara cardunculus var. scolymus (artichoke)
Lineage: Eukaryota; Viridiplantae; Streptophyta; Magnoliopsida; Asterales; Asteraceae
Product: mitogen-activated protein kinase kinase kinase 17-like
Exons: 1
Coding region: 1-1056 (351 amino acids)
Biological process (GO): protein phosphorylation
Molecular function (GO): protein kinase activity; ATP binding
Source: RefSeq, a predicted model, not a curated record
AUGUCUCCAUCUCUUUUGGCUAGCGAAUGGGUUCGGGGCAAAAUGAUCGGAUCAGGAUCGUUCGGGGUUGUUCAUUUGGCGAUCAACAAAUCUAACGGCUCCCUUUUUGUGGUGAAAUCAUCGGAUUCUCAGGAGGGGAAUCAGUCUCUCCAGAAUGAAGCUAAUGUUCUCGCAAGCCUUGAUUCCCCUUACAUUGUACAGUGUCUUGGGAAAGAGGUUUCUGUAGGAGAAAACGGGGGUCACCCGAAAACGAAUCUUUUCAUCGAGUACAUGGCGGCCGGAAGUCUCGGUGAUGUCGCUGAAAAACUCGGAGGAAAACUCGACGAAGGAGUCAUUCGUGUAUACACCCAAGAAAUCCUUAAGGGAUUGAAGUAUCUCCAUGAUAAUGGGAUUGUUCACGGGGAUUUGAAGUGUCAGAACGUGCUCUUGGGUUCAAAUGGAAACGUAAAAUUAGCUGAUCUCGGUUGUGCAAGACGUUUAAGAUCGAAUGCCACCACCGGCAACCGUAAGUUCCUUUGUGGGACUCCAUUAUGGAUGGCUCCGGAAGUACUAAGGAAUGAAGCAUUGGACUUCUCGGCAGAUAUUUGGUCUUUAGGGUGCACCGUUAUCGAAAUGGCAACUGGCAAGAGCCCUUGGGGUGAACUUGGUGUCUCCAACACAAUGGCUGCAAUCUUGAAGAUUGCUUCGAGCAACGAAUUGCCUUCAUUUCCUCGAGAAUUCCCGAAAUCGGGUUUGGAUUUUCUGAACAAGUGUCUCGUGAGGAAUCCAGAACGGAGAUCAACAGUAGACGAGCUCCUGAACCAUCCCUUUAUCAAGGGCGAAACCAAGGCUAAGAAACCAGAAUAUGAACACAUGUUCUCGCCAUUGAGCGUUCUUGAUAUCGGGCUUGGUGACGAUGGUUAUGAGUCGGAGGAUUCUGACGAGUUGGAAGAGACAAAACUUAGGAGUAAAAUCCCAUUUUCGGUUCGAUGUUACGAGAAGCAAAAAUCACCAAAGCAUCAUACAGAAAGUGAUCAGAUGGUUUCACAGGAAAAUUGGGUGACGAUUAGGAGUUAG